Messenger RNA from Canis lupus familiaris (dog), 3676 nucleotides. Its product is annotated as transmembrane protein 258-like. Gene Ontology annotation, biological process: protein N-linked glycosylation. Gene Ontology annotation, cellular component: membrane-bounded organelle. Lineage: Eukaryota; Metazoa; Chordata; Mammalia; Carnivora; Canidae. The record is from RefSeq and is a predicted model, not a curated record. The coding region runs from base 2837 to 3103 and encodes 88 amino acids. The transcript has a single exon.
CCACCGUCCGGGGCUCGCACUCACUCGUGCGUCCGACAUUCCCUGCCGAUGGCGAGGCCGGAACAUGGCAGAGGCCCGGGAGCCCCAGGCCGGCCCGCCGGUCCCUGUGCUCCGCCGAGGGACUUCCUCCGCCCUGCACCACCCUCCCGGACACAAAGAGCUCCUCUGUUAGUUUUGCAAGCUUGCCUCCGAGGCGGCCGGAGGAGACCGGAGCCCCAACCUGCGCCGGGGCAGGGGGCGGGGGGCUCCUGUUUUUAUUUACCACCCCCACCCCCACCCCACCCACACAGCCCAGACUUUCCCCUCGCUCCCUCGCUCCACGUUUAGAGGCAAAGUUGAGAGAAAGCCGCGGAGGGAGCAGAAAACCUGCCCUGUAGCCCGCUGGGUUUUGUUCUGUCGACCGCGGAGAAACUGGACCGAAACCUCUCCCCCGCACCCCGCACCCCGCACCCCGCACCCCGCCUCCCGCCUCCCGAUUGUGCUUUUUCGCUUUCCAACUUGAGCUCUCGAAUGUCGAAAACGCUGAGACACUGCUCUUCACCUAAGCGACGCUCAAAAGUUUACAGAACUCGAGCCCCGAGGUCGAGGGCGGUUCUGCGGAGCACUGGACCGAAGGGUUUCACGAUUCUUCCCCCCGGCGGCGAUGGGGGGGCCCCGCCGGCCGCCCUCCUCCCCACCCCCACCCCCGCCCCCACCCCUUCUCCCCUCCCCCUCGGUAGGUGGCGACCACGGCGCUUUUUUCCAGCCUUUGUCGCUGGAAAGAAAACUUUCCGAGCAGCCAGUCUUUUUGAUGUCGGUCCAAGACCUUCCCUUUGAAUCUCGGUGCCCGCAGAUCGGCGUUCCCCCAUCUCCUCCCGCGUCGACCGCACCCGGAAAGCCUCCCCUAGAAUUCCCACGUCGGGAUUCUUUAAAACAGACGGAGGCUUUCGCGGUCCCUGCGGGAGCCGCGCGAUUUGCAGAAGAUGGGCACGUCUCUACGGUUUCCCCCUCGCCUCCCACAGGCAUUUCUGUCCCCGCCGGGCUCGAUCGGGACUCUCCUUUGUCGAGCCUCUCUCCAAAGCGUUCCAUUCCGUUUUCAAACAAGAACAGUGUUUCUUUUUUGCACUCGUAUUUCAUUACCAUAUUGGCAUAUUUAAUUAAACUCCGUAGUCCCAGUAGCGAGUACUACUGACAGCUAUUUAGAGAACAAGCGUUAACUUUCUCGGGAAGUCUGCAAUCGAGCUAACAGGAGCAGCCAGGCUUGCAGGGGCAAACACAGCUGCUGUGGGGCUCGGGGAGGAUGUUUUAGGGAAGGGCUGGAGGCCUGGGUGGCUUCUGGAGGACGCUGGCAGCUUGAGGGCCGCCAGGGCAGGCUUCGCACCGUGAACUGGUGUCAUGGAGGAGCGUUUGGAGAGAGUCCCAAAGUGGGCUGGCAAGGCAGAAACUCAUUUAGUCAGGAGUCACUUGUCAUCAUUAAAAACUUGUUCGCCCCUGGCUUCUAUGAAUGUAACACUUUGGUGUGGAAUUUUGCUGCUGCUUCAUGAAAAACUCCCAACUUCUGUGAGGUGGAAGCAAUUCCUUGAAACUAUUAAGUCCCAAAGAGGCCCCUCAAGCUUUAGCUUGGAGGCUUGGAAUUGCCUCCCUACAGAAAGCUGGCUCUUUUGGAACAAUGAACAGUGUCUGGAAUGGUGUGUGGUUCAAAGUUUUUUUCUCUUCUUUUCUUUUUUUGCAUACUGCCGUUGGGGGCUGUAACCCUCAAAUUGAUGUCUUAUAGUCACACAGCAUGCUUUUACAGUCUUCCCUAAGGCCUGACUCAUCACCUUAGCAGCUACUGGUACAGUUACUGCCUUGUGCUAGCCAAUUCCUACCUCUCCUCAUUGAUAGGUGCUCUGUUAAUGGAGACCCUAAGUGAGGAGACACUCUGAAUAUCAUCUCAGCAGGGUGUGUUGUUUUUCCAACAUAGGAUCAAAUUGCUGGAUUUGGGGUUGAGCAACAGAUGGGGAAAAAAAAAAAAACGAACAAAUGAUUUGUGUUUAGGGGUGGAAUCCUUUGUUAAAUCGCACCCAGCUCACCGUUGUGGUCAGAAUCACAUUCAGCAUAACGAAAUGUGUAUGCUAAGACGGAUGGUCUGCAGCUCUCGGAUCAUGCUCACCUGAAGACCAAAAUGCACAGGGUCCAAUAGGCAGCCAAAUAUUGUAUGUUAUUUAUCUUGAAUUAUUUCAAAUAUUUCUCUUUUAAUGUUUAACCUACAGAAUGCAGUCCUGCAGAUGAGUGUCCAUGUAGCAUGACACCAUUCUACUGUAUACUUGGGAAACAAAAGCCAAGUCUAGGGACAACUGGGUGGCUCAGUGGUUAAGUGUCUACCUUUGGAUCAGGACAUGAUCCCAGAGUCCUGGGAUCAAGUCCCACAUCGGGCUCCUUGCAUGGAGCUUGCUUCUCCUUCCUCUGCCUCUAUCUCUGCCUCUCUCUCUGGGUCUCUCAUGAAUAAAUAAAUAAAAUCUUAAAAAAAAAAAAAAAAAAAAGCCAAGUCUAAUGGGCCUUGGCCAGUCAAGAGAUGGAUCUAGACCAACUGGUGUGAAUGCAUCUUCACAUAGACCGGGUUUGCAGAUUUGUAGCUUGCUUUAAAAAAAAAAAAAAAUUUUAUUUAUUAUUGUGGGAGAAGGCAUGAGCAAGUACAUGAAUGGGGGGAGGGGGUGCAAAGGGAGAAGCAGACUCCCCAAUGAGCAGGAUGUGGGACUCAAUCCCAAGACCCUGGAAUCAUGACCUGAGCCAAAGGCAGAGGCUUAACUCAUGGAACCACCCAGGCACCCCUGCUAAAUUGCUUUUAAAUACUGAGUGACCGGUGGCAGAGCAGUGGAUGACCCUGUUUUCGCCACCUGGCGAAAUGGAGCUCGAGGCCAUGAGCAGAUACACCAGCCCAGUGAACCUUGCCUUCUUCCCCCAUCUGACCAUGGUGCUAUUGGCAAUUGACAUGUUCUUUACCGCCUGGUUCUUCAUUUAUGAGGUCACCUCCACCAAGUACACUCGGAAUAUCUACAAAGAGCUCCUCAUCUCCUUGGUGGCCUCACUCUUCAUGGGUUUUGGAGUCCUCUUCCUGCUGCUCUGGGUUGGCAUCUACGUAUGAGCUCCCAAGGGUUCCAACCAGGUGGCUUCACUGAACUUCUGCUUUUGUAAAUUAAUAUUUUUACUAUUGCUGGAAGUGUCCCACCUGCUGCUCCCAAUAAAGGGAGAUGUGUGACCAUCAAAAAAAACACAAAAAAAACAAUGAUAUGGUAAUGAUCAAAUGUCUUCAACAGUCUCGAAAACUAAUCAUGUUCUCCUGGAGUUAAUUCUUCAUAUCAGGAAUCUUUCUUCUCCAUUAUCAUGGGACCAUUUAUUCAUGGACCCACCCUGGUUAGAGAACCCUACCACCCAACCACCCAUGUAGACAGAACUGUACUGACAUCACUUGGUCAAGGUUACCAUUGUUGAGAGAUCAUUUAGUGCUCUUUUGAAUCCAAACUGAAUAAUUUAAACUUUCUGUGACUCUGUCAUGUAUUUUAAGUUGCCCAAAACCAUAAUUCUAAGCGAAAGUUGAGAUUUUCUUGACAUACCCGUUUCUCACAGCACAUCCAGUCUAACUUUUUUUGAAGAUUUUAUUGUAUUGGGCAGCCCCCCGUGGCACAGCGGUUUGGCGCCGCCUGCAGCCUGGGGUGUG